This is a messenger RNA of Chrysoperla carnea, 1258 nucleotides long. RefSeq names its product phospholipase A1 VesT1.02-like. Gene Ontology annotation, molecular function: lipase activity. The transcript is spliced from 5 exons. Gene Ontology annotation, biological process: lipid metabolic process. The coding region runs from base 58 to 1152 and encodes 364 amino acids. Lineage: Eukaryota; Metazoa; Arthropoda; Insecta; Neuroptera; Chrysopidae. The record is from RefSeq and is a predicted model, not a curated record.
GAACUAUCAAUCAGAAAAAUCUAAUCUCUGUUUUGGACAACUUUUUCAACAAUCAAUAUGAAGCUGUUUUAUUUUUUGUUUGUUCUGUACUCUACAAUAACAUUCUUGAAUGCUCAAGAAACCGCUGCAGGGAAAGAUGAAAACCACGAGGAUAUUCCUGUAGGGACACCUGUGGGUAUUCCAGGUCUUCCUAACAAUACAAUUUAUGUGCUGGAUGACAAUGGUACAUUGGUGCAGGGUGAAAUAAAUCCAGAUCCAAACAUACAAUUCUCCAUGUUCAGACCGGUAUUGGGAGAUAUCCAUUUUUAUUUGUAUACAAAAAUAGGAAAGCGUCCGUAUGAAUUAUUUGUAAAUGAUUCUAUUAAUUUAAGUAAGUCUCCAUUCAACUCGACAAACCCUACGAAAAUUUUGAUACAUGGAUUUUGGAAUUCUGGUCGAAGUCAAUUUUGCCAACAAGUUAAAGACACAUAUUUAAAUAAUGGUCAAUAUAAUGUAAUAGUCGUUGAUUGGGGAGCUUUAGCCAAACCUCCAUUUUACUAUACAGCUUCAAGCAAUACACGAUUUGUUGGUGAUAUCGUAGCGCAAUUAGUUGACAAUUUAGUACAGAAGGCUGGAAUGAAUUUAGACGAUUUACACAUAAUUGGACACAGUUUGGGUGCACAUACUGCUGGAAUAGCAGGAAAACAUAUUAAAUCAGGACAAUUGAAACGUAUUACCGGAUUAGAUCCAGCUUGGCCAUUAUACGAAGACUUAAGGCCUCAGACGGCUGAAUGGCGAUUAACAAAAGAUGAUGCUCUAUUUGUGGAUGUUAUUCAUACUGCAGGUGGAGUAUUAGGUUUCUUAUUUCCAAUAGGAGAUAAUGAUUACUAUCCAAACGGAGGUAUAAAUCCCCAACCAGGUUGUCUUGUUGAUCUUGGUGCAAGCUGCAGCCAUAGCAGAUCCUGGGAAUAUUUUAUGGAAACUAUAUACACUGACGCAGCUUUUCCUACUGAGGUGUGUGAAAAUUUAGAACAAAUAAAAGAUGGAAAAUGUAAACAAAAUGAAAUUGAUGUACCAAGUAUGGGUGAAAAAACUUUCAAAGACUUAAAGAAUCGACUUUUUCAUACAAAAACAAGGACCGAGAAGCCUUUCGCCUUUAAAUUAGGAGCAUAGAUUAGAUUAUAAAAUAAAAAUUCUGGUGAACUCUGAUAAAAUAAAAAAACGAUAAAAUAAAACUUUUCAAUAUAUCAUUUUGUAAUAAUAAUUUGUAUGAAAUAUG